UGUGUCGCAGCCAGGAUAAUAUACAUUUGUGGUUAAUUAUUUAGUUCAUCUUACGUAUGUUACGUGUUGUGUUACAAAAUGAUGAAUUACAUUGAAAAAAUAGUUUUGGCGUCCAGUUCAUAUGAAAGCAGCUAUAGCAAAACAUCCAGAAUUUCCUCAGAGUGGACACCUUUAAUAAGAAAACCUGAUGGAGGCUCCUCGUUUUUCGUGAUACCACAACGAUGGGUGAUGGCAAUCAUGGGUUUCCUGGCUGUGGCCAACGCGUACACGAUGAGAGUCUGCCUCAACAUUGCGAUCACCCAAAUGGUGCGGCGACAUGCCUCCACACCAGCGUACGAGGAUGGUUCUUGUCCUGCUGAAGUUGACGAUAUUACGACUGAUCCUAUGGAAGUCAGCGGAUACAAUUGGGAUGAAGAGACACAAGGCAUAAUUCUUAGUUCCUUCUAUUAUGGUUACAUUGUGACGCAUUUACCUGGCGGUAUGUUAGCGGAACGAUUUGGAGGGAAAUACUCUUUAGGAUUCGGAGUCCUCAGCACUGCAGUGUUCACCUUACUCACACCCUGGACCGUUAAUAUGGGUGGCGCAACAGGGCUCAUUAUAUUGCGAGUUCUUGAAGGACUCGGCGAGGGUACCACUUUCCCGGCUUUAAAUGCGAUGCUAGCGCGAUGGGCACCCGUCUCAGAGAGAGGUCGAAUGGGCUCUCUUGUGUUUGGAGGAGCGCAAAUUGGAAACAUCGCGGGAACGUACCUCUCAGGCCUAGUUAUUAAGGAAACAGGAGAUUGGCAAUCCGUGUUCUAUUUGUUUGGCAGUAUUGGGAUCUUAUGGUUCAUUUUAUGGGCACUACUAUGCUACAACGAUCCGGAAUCCCAUCCAUAUAUUUCGGACAAAGAAAAGAAAUAUUUAGAAGAAGCUCUGGGAAGACACCACAACACUCAACCCUCUGCGAUUCCUUGGAAAGCUAUUUUUACGUCCGUUCCUCUUUGGGCGCUCGUCUGUGCACAGAUUGGGCACGAUUACGGCUACUUCACAAUGGUAACAGACCUUCCGAAAUACAUGACUGGAGUAUUGAAGUUCGAUAUUCACAGGACUGGUACAUUGGCUGCUUUACCGUACUUGGUCAUGUGGAUAAGUUCCAUCAUCUUUGGGUGGAUGUGUGACAAGAUGGUCAAGAAGCAAUGGCUCACUGUUACGAACGCUAGGAAGACUUUUACCACUAUCGCAUCCGUCGGUCCUGGAAUUUGUAUGAUCCUAGCUUCGUACUCCGGUUGCGAUACCGAAACAGUGGUCAUUCUUUUCACGGCAUCCAUGGGGUUGAUGGGAGCCUUCUAUCCAGGGAUGAAAGUUAAUGCGUUGGACCUUAGCAGCAAUUACGCGGGUACAAUCAUGGCGAUUGUGAAUGGCAUAGGAGCGAUAACUGGCAUCAUAGCACCGUUCCUGGUUGGCUUGCUAACACCUGAUAGCACCCUAAUCCAAUGGCGUUUAGUGUUCUGGAUAACUUUAGCGGUAUUUAUCGUCACCAACUUAGUGUUUGUUGCGUGGGCGUCUGGUGAUGAGCAAUGGUGGAAUAGUUCGUCGCAAGACACGAAGAAACAACAGGUCAACAAGGUCGAAGCGGGUACAGCAUCCACGAAUGAGAUUAAGUUAUAAUAAACUAUAAGUUUAUGUGGUUGAGACUCAAAUAAGUGUCAAGUACAAAACAAGUAUUGAAAUUGGCGAUUCUCUGAAUCCACAGCCAGUGCUAUGUGAUAAUAUUAGUGUAAUAUUUAUGAUAGGAAUUGGAUUGUAUUGUAAGAUUUGGAUGUCCCAUUUAGUGAUUUUGUCAUUUUAUAAUUGUCUUUAUUGAAUUAUGGGCAUUGAAGGCAGAUUUAAAAAAAAAACUAUAGAUUUUUGAUGAGGCUAUAAACAUGGUUGCGUCAUAAAUAAUUCUCGACACCUAGUUAAUAGAUUAGUGAAAUAAUUUAUUUUUUCUAUAACUUUUUACAAUUUGUUACAAUUGCAAUUCAUAUUUAAGGCUGUAAAUAGUAUUACAUAAGGCUUUGAAUGUUGUUUGUGUAUAGUUAUAUGUUAAAAGUCAGUGUAACUUGGCUUUGCUAAUAUUAUUUUAAGGUUGAACAAAUUAAUGUUCAAUAUGAAAAAGUUGACUAUAUACCUAUGUAUAUAUUUGUAAUUUAUCUAUAACGUUGAUGUAUUAUAGUCUUUUUGAUAAGUUUAAUUCGUGUUUUUACGAUGAUGUUAAAUUAUGAUAAAUGCUUCGCCUAGAACUCCUGUUAAAUAUGCUAAUACAAACAUUAUUGUCAGCACAAUAAAUUUACAACUAUUCAAUAAUUAAUCUAUACUGGUUUGCGAAGCUAGAAUAAUUGAAUUUAUUUAGAUCAUAAUUAUUAAGACUACUUCCUGUAAAUGCAACUUUUCCUAUAAUAUGUUGCUAAAAUAUUCAUUAAUUUUGUUCACGUUUAUCAGAAAUAAAACAAGGAAAGGCUGUGAACAAAUUUUAUUUAGAUAUGUACACAAACUAUACUUAAUCUGAGUGCAUUUGUGCCAUUGAAGAUCUGUAUUUUGUGAAUAAUAUUAUUUUUACUAUUUAUGUAAACACUGACAAAUACUAUAGCUAAAUAUUUAAAGAACAUAAAUAUACAGAGACAUUUCUGAAUACAUUAUAAUUUAUGAACAUUAAAAAUGUUUUAAUAAAUCUUA
Colias croceus (clouded yellow) is the source of this 2694-nucleotide messenger RNA. Its product is annotated as putative inorganic phosphate cotransporter. The transcript is spliced from 8 exons. The record is from RefSeq and is a predicted model, not a curated record. Lineage: Eukaryota; Metazoa; Arthropoda; Insecta; Lepidoptera; Pieridae. Gene Ontology annotation, molecular function: transmembrane transporter activity. Gene Ontology annotation, biological process: monoatomic anion transport; transmembrane transport. Bases 79 to 1647 code for a protein of 522 amino acids.